This is a messenger RNA of Aspergillus fijiensis CBS 313.89, 840 nucleotides long. RefSeq lists its product as uncharacterized. NCBI's taxonomy places the organism in Eukaryota, Fungi, Ascomycota, Eurotiomycetes, Eurotiales, Aspergillaceae. Bases 1 to 840 code for a protein of 279 amino acids. The record is from RefSeq and is a predicted model, not a curated record. The transcript is spliced from 4 exons.
AUGGAGGAUCACGGCGCCGUCGUUAAGAUUCUCUCAUCCGCCAUCGCCGGGGCCACUGUCUCUCUCGCCGCCACCCGUGGCCUGAGCCGACCGGGGAUCGACGAUGACACCCUCGAAGACCAGCUCGCGGGCCUCCAGACAGCCAUCUACCUGACGGAGAUCUUCCAUGUCCUGACCCUCGGGCUGGGAAAGCUCUCCUUCGUCGCUCUUUUUUACAUGGUUCUGUCCGGAAGCGCGCCGACGACUUUCACCCGCGCCAUCGUCGCCGUCGGGACGUUUCUCAUCCUCUGGACCUUCACCAUGGUCCUCGCGGUCGCCUUCCAGUGCCGUCCGCCUGAGGUUUGGAACCUGAUGUCUGGGGCAUGCUUGGACGCGACAGCUCUAUGGACCUACUACGGCGCCGUGAACAUCAUCAUCGAGACCAUAUUAUUUGCUAUCCCGAGCAUCCUCAUCUACCGACUUCGCAUGCGUCUGCGCAAACGGCUGGUGGUGAUCGGAUGCUUGAGCGUUCGGACUUUGUACGUCUCCCCUCUUCUCCUCUAUCCCUGCCCUCCCGCGUAUGAUAGACCAGACAUCCUCGUCUCCGCCGCCCAACUCCACUACGUCCACGGCUUCGACCCCAGCCCCUCCCUUCCCGUGGCCCUCUACCCGUGGAUGCUCUGCGGCCAGGUCCUGCAGACCGUCACGAUUGUGGCAGCGUGCGUGCCCUAUCUUCGCGAGUUCCUGGAGUCCUUCCCGAGCGGCAUGCUGAAGCCGGCUGGGGUGGAGCGCACGACGGGGCUGCGGUACGGGUCGGGGACUACGCGGCUUCUGGAUAGUGAUUCGGGGGCGCCGCCUUAG